CUCCACCACCUAUAAAUAGGCAACUCCACAUACAAACCAAAAUAGAGCAAACAAGACUUCAUACAUACAUAUCUACACAACUCAGUUUCAUCUUCAACCUCACCAAACAUGUCUGACAAGUGUGGAAGCUGUGACUGCUCUGACAAAUCCCAGUGCACAAAGCAGGGGUACGCAGCCGAUAUCACUGAGACCGAGAAAAGCUACGGCAUGGUAGUGGAUUGCGCUGAGCACGACGGAACGUGCAAGUGCGGCAGCAGCUGCGGCUGCACCGACUGCAAAUGCGGCCACUGAGAGCUAGCAUGGCCUAAUAUGGGGAUGGGAACACUAGAUUUUCUU
Messenger RNA from Salvia splendens (bonfire salvia), 336 nucleotides. It is a transcript of the gene MT3, whose product is annotated as metallothionein 3. NCBI's taxonomy places the organism in Eukaryota, Viridiplantae, Streptophyta, Magnoliopsida, Lamiales, Lamiaceae. The coding region runs from base 109 to 291 and encodes 60 amino acids. The record is from RefSeq and is a predicted model, not a curated record. The transcript is spliced from 3 exons. Gene Ontology annotation, biological process: intracellular copper ion homeostasis. Gene Ontology annotation, molecular function: copper ion binding; zinc ion binding.